Messenger RNA from Planococcus citri (citrus mealybug), 1052 nucleotides. RefSeq names its product vascular endothelial growth factor receptor 1-like. The coding region runs from base 6 to 1052 and encodes 348 amino acids. Gene Ontology annotation, biological process: protein phosphorylation; cell surface receptor protein tyrosine kinase signaling pathway; multicellular organism development. The transcript is spliced from 6 exons. Lineage: Eukaryota; Metazoa; Arthropoda; Insecta; Hemiptera; Pseudococcidae. The record is from RefSeq and is a predicted model, not a curated record. Gene Ontology annotation, molecular function: ATP binding; transmembrane receptor protein tyrosine kinase activity. Gene Ontology annotation, cellular component: signaling receptor complex; plasma membrane.
UACCUAUGCCUACGUUCUAUUGCAAAAUUUUAUUUUUAGACGCACCGAAGAUCAAUCUAUCAGAAAGUGUUGCGAUGCUGACGAUUAAUAAGUCACAAAAUUAUGAUUAUAAAAGUAACCAGAAAUUCCAGAUCAACUGUUCAGUGACCGGUUACCCUUUGCCACAAGUUAAAUGGUAUCAGAGCAAUUCAGAUUCUUUAGAACAUACCUAUCAAGAAAUUCCGGCAUCUGAUUACAACACUACAAACUAUACUUCAUAUUAUUUGAUAUCAACGCUCAGAUUUCAAAGUGAUGGAGAAAAAACUAUUUUCUGUCGCGCAACAAAUGAAAAGGGAACACGGGAGAAAUUCCAUCGUCUCCCUGCCAGAAACCAUUCAGAAGGAAAUACACACUUCGAGUAUACAAUUGAAGUUUUAAUUUUCAUCUGCCUUUUAUUAACUGGAAUAAUACUCUACGUAAUGAUUCGGUUCUGCAAAGAAAAAAUGAAAUUACAAAAAAUUUUAGAAAAAUAUGGGUUGCAUGAAUGCAAAGAAAACGCAGUUCUCACCAUAAACCCUGACCUGGACAUCGAACAACAAACUGUUCGCAUACCAUACAACAAAAAAUAUGAAUUUCCCAAACGGAACUUGGAAUUUGGAGAAAUACUAGGAUCUGGUUAUUUUGGAAUAGUUAAAAAAGCGGAAGCUCGUGGUAUUGUAGCAAAAGAUGUGAAAACAACUGUAGCUGUAAAAAUGGCCAAAGACCAUAAUGACUCUUUAAGCGUAAAAGCUCUCGCUUCCGAAUUGAAGAUCAUGAUUUAUUUGGGACAGCACAUAAACGUAGUUAAUUUAUUGGGAGCCUGCACUAAAGAUUUGAUUAAAGGUCAGUUUUAUGAAGUAUUUUAUUGUGAAGAUGAGAAUUUAGAGCACCGAAGUGGAGAAUUAGCAGUGAUAGUAGAAUAUUGCCAGUACGGUAAUUUACGUGAAAUUCUCUUGAAACACAGAAACAAUUUCGCGAAUAAAAUUAAUGGAAAUGAUGAAAUUGAUAUCAGUAUUGCUACUGCCAAUUGGUGA